AUGGACGCCCCAUUAUUAUUCGGACAAUACCAAAGCUUUUGGACAGUCUUCCUGUUACGAACGGCGGUCGACAAGCUGGCCAGAAAGAACUACAACAUCGCUCGAGCCAGACCAGCGGAGAGUAAGCAAAGCCUCAUCUUUCGACUCGGAGCUCUGCAACGAGAACUUACGCAAGAACAACUUGCUUCUAUCAUUGCAGAAUUCCUGGCCUGCCAGUACGGACCUGCAGAUAUGCAAUGUGCCCCACAGCAAGAAUGCAAUCCGCAGGGCCAGCAGCAACAACAACCCCCACCACCGAAUGCGGGAAUUGUUGCGAGGAAUGAUGAGGCACUGGAUGAUGAUUCUAGAGACCGUAUCUUAAGGCUGGAACUGAUGGCUGGAGAUUUUCAAGCACUCUACAAUCAGUGUCAAGCACUCUACAAUCAGUCUCAAGCACUCUACAAUCAGUCUCAAGCACUCUACAAUGGAUCUCAAGCACUCCACAAUGAGUCUCAAGCAUUUUACAAUGAGUCUCAGAAUCGCAACACAGAACUGAGAAUGCAAAGCGAUAACUCCGAGGCCCGCAUCACAGCGCUAGAAGCAAAUGCUACCCGCCAAAACGCUCGUCUCGCUAGGCGAAGGGUCCAACGUAGAGUUCUGUCCAAUAGGGAAAGAGCUCGCUUGAGAAGAGCUGAUCAAAGAAUUAGACGACGGAGCCAACGGUUGUUGGAAGCGGUGCAAGAUGUCCACGGCUUGGCUGAUGGAUGGAGGUGGAUUUGA
This is a messenger RNA of Botrytis deweyae, 759 nucleotides long. RefSeq lists its product as uncharacterized. The record is from RefSeq and is a predicted model, not a curated record. The coding region runs from base 1 to 759 and encodes 252 amino acids. The transcript has a single exon. NCBI's taxonomy places the organism in Eukaryota, Fungi, Ascomycota, Leotiomycetes, Helotiales, Sclerotiniaceae.